This is a messenger RNA of Monascus purpureus, 2099 nucleotides long. NCBI's taxonomy places the organism in Eukaryota, Fungi, Ascomycota, Eurotiomycetes, Eurotiales, Aspergillaceae. The record is from the annotation of a GenBank genome assembly.
AUUUCUUUCUGAUUCUCUAUUGAAUUGUACCGGUGACCACUGGGCCCAAAGAGGGAUAAACCUAUCUACCAACACACGGCAUACAGUUGGCUUGGCUUGUAUAUUGCAGUUGCAGGGAACGGAAUCCAGAUCCAGAUGUAGCCGCCCCCUCCCCCCCAGACUUCCUGGUAUGACACAGGAUGAAAGUGCGGCAGAUAUCCAGGUUUCGUAGGAGGAAGACAGACGAGACAUACAACUCAUCUGCUAACACUCAAAACAGAAUGGACCGAGAGCCAUCUCCAAAGGACGAAGAGAAGGCGGAAGAGUUAAAAACGCCAGGCGACAAUGUUGAAAAUCAUGGUAAUAGCCUUGACGUCGAGAACUCAAAUACCUCUUCGGGCAAAGACCUGGAUAUUAAACCUGCCAACGUUUCUUCCUCGUAUUCUGAUCCUUCGAAGCUCGAAGCACAACAACGGAGUACCACGCUCCAGGCUGAUGUCGAGGCUUCUGCUGCUGAUGUUGAUGUUGCCGCUUCUAAUGGCACAGUGGUCCAUUCAGCCUUCAGCAAAUAUGAGAAGAUCUUCAUUGUAGUCAUGAUCACCACGGCGGGCUUUUUCUCUCCUCUGUCCGGUCAAAUCUAUUAUCCCGUUCUGCCGACUUUGGUGGAUAAUUACCAGCUCACUCACUCGUUGAUCAAUCUCAGCAUCACCACCUAUAUGAUCCUGCAAGGUCUGGCCCCGAGCUUCAUCGGCACGUUUGCCGAUCAGGCCGGCCGACGACCUGCAUAUAUCAUUGCCUUCGUGAUUUACACCGCGGCAAACAUCGGCCUGGCGUUGCAGAAUAGCUAUGCUGCCUUGAUGGUCCUUCGCUGUCUCCAGAGCGCAGGAAGCAGCGGCGUCGUGUCCUUCGGAUACGGUGUCAUCGCAGACAUUACUGUUCCUGCGGAUCGGGGCAAGUAUGUCGGCCCCAUGGCGGCAGGAGUCAUGGUGGCUCCAGCCCUAGGUCCAGUGAUUGGCGGUCUUCUGGCCAAGUUUCUCGGGUGGAAGAGUGUGUUUUGGUUCCUGGUUAUCAUCAGCGGAGGGUAUUUGACUGCGUUUACUAUUUCUGUGCCCGAGACAGCUCGGAGCAUUGUGGGAAAUGGCAGUGUCCCUCCGAACGGGUAUUGGAGGAAGUCCAUCAUUCAAUGUCUGCAGGAGCGGCACAGAGUGAAGCAGAUGAGUGCCGAUGAACGGUCUGCUUAUGAAGAGCAAAGAGCAAGGAUAGGCAGAGGCAACGGCACAGAACUCACAUUCCCCAAUCCAUUGAAAUCCUUUGCCAUCCUCCUCGAGAAAGACGCGCUCAUCAUCAUCUCGUAUAUCGGCCUGGUGAUGUUCUCGAACAUUGCACUGCUCACCAGCACGCCCAGGCUGUUCGGUGACCUCUAUGGCUUCAACGACCUCGAAAUUGGCCUCUGCUUCCUCCCCCUCGGCGUCAGCGCCUGCUUCGGAGCCAUCCUCACCGGCAAACUGAACGACUGGAACUUCCGCCGCGCAGCCCGCAAGCUGAACAUCCCGACGGACAGCAGAACGGACAACGACCUCCGAAACUUCCCCAUUGAAAGGAACCGACUGGAGACCGUCUUCCCUCUAAUGGCUAUCGGCAUAGUAGCCUUCAUCCCAUACGGCUGGGCUCUCCGACCGCAGUCCCUCCUCGCGACACCGCUCGUGCUACAGUUCGUCAUCGGAUUCUGCUUUGUCGGAGCACUGAACACCCUUAAUACGCUUCUGGUGGACCUGUUCCCGGACCGCGCGUCCACAGCUUCUGCUGCGUGCAAUCUUGUGCGGAGCUGGUUGGGGGCUGUCGGGGCUGCGACUAUUGAGCAGAUGCUUGAUGGGAUGGGGUGGUCGUGGUGUUUUGCUUUCCUUGGGAUCCUGAUGGCUGCUGCGAUGGGGUUGUUGUGGGUGGAGUACUUGUAUGGGAUGAAGUGGAGGGAGAGGAGAGUUGUUAAGAUAGAGCAACGGAUGGAGCAGAGGGAAGACGUUUCGAAUGAUGGCGGAAAGAACACACAGGCGCUGAUGCAGGGACAGGAGAUGAUGGACAAGAGCAAGAAUGGUCAAGAUUCGAAAGAGAGUUCUGCUUAG